This is a messenger RNA of Asparagus officinalis (garden asparagus), 1456 nucleotides long. RefSeq names its product la-related protein 6A. Gene Ontology annotation, cellular component: nucleus. The transcript has 12 exons. NCBI's taxonomy places the organism in Eukaryota, Viridiplantae, Streptophyta, Magnoliopsida, Asparagales, Asparagaceae. The record is from RefSeq and is a predicted model, not a curated record. Gene Ontology annotation, molecular function: mRNA binding. The coding region runs from base 1 to 1017 and encodes 338 amino acids. Gene Ontology annotation, biological process: RNA processing.
AUGCAUUCAUGCGCGCAGCUGCUCGAUGAGGGCGUGGAUGAAGAAGAAGGUACGGCGACGGAGGAAUCGGUAGAGGUUCCUGCUGUGCUUACCGAUGAUCUCCGUGACAAAAUCGUUCGCCAGGUUGAGUAUUAUUUCAGCGAUGAAAAUCUACCUACAGACAAGUUCAUGUUGACGCAUGUGAAGAAGGAUAAGCAAGGAUUCGUUCCUAUUGUCGUCAUUGCAUCUUUCAGAAAAAUGAAGAGACUUGUUAGGGAUCUCUCUCUGAUAGAGGAAGCACUCAGGACAUCAUCACAGCUUGUUGUUAGUAAGGAUGGGAGAAAAGUGCGAAGAUUACACCCGCUUCCAGUUUCUGAAAUAAAGGAUUCAAAGUUAUGCACUGUUAUAGUGGAAAAUCUGCCUGAUGAUUACUCAACAGAUAAUCUAGAAAAAAUCUUUGCAAAACUUGGCAAGGUUUUGAACAUUACCGUUCACGACCCACAUACUGCAGAAGAUUCAAAACUGAUGAAGAAGACCAAAAAGGCAUUCAGUAGUAAGUUACAUGCUCUUAUUGAGUAUGAGACUACCGAAGCAGCUGCAAAUGCUGUGGCUGCUUUAAAUGAUGAAAAGGAUUGGCGAAGUGGCAUGCGAGUCGAGCUUCUACAUAAAAGAAUGGGGAAGUAUGGGCUCGUCCAAAGAGGUAAGAAGGAAACUUUGCCUGAGAAGGGCACAGAUAAUCAGACAUCAGAGAAGCCUCCAAAUGGGCAGAAGUUGAAAUAUGCUGACCGUCAGGAUGAGAAUGCUGAAAAAGAGGACGAUGAGCAUUUUGCUGGUGGUAAGGGCAAGUGCAGGAGUCGAUACCGAAGCCGAGGAUGGGGCCCGCAAAAUGCAACUGGGCAAGGUCAUGGACAGGUUCCUACUUCUAGCAAUGGUGUGAACAAACCGCCUCCAGGUCCUAGGAUGCCAGAUGGAACAAGGGGUUUCACAAUGGGACGUGGUAAACCUGCCAUUUCUGAACCUAAUCAGCUUGGUGCAUAAAACCCAUAAUGAAUGAACUGAAAUGGCUUGAGGCCUCUCAUUCUCAAGUGUGGCCAGCUAAGACGUGUAUGUUCUUUAUUCAGAUGCACAUGAUGGGCACGUGCUGGAGACAUUAUAAUAUGAGUGUUUGCAAGUGGUAGUAUAAUUUGUGGGGGCAACUCAUCCAUUAUGAAGUGGGCUUUCUGGGUUAGUAGGAUUUGCAUGUGAGGAAGAAUAUGUUUUGUUUCGUGUUUUGUUAGUUGCCCAUUUUGAUUUGUAUAUUGAUUUGUAGUUUUCUCUCGUGAAUUAGAUGACACGCUUGAGAAUGCUUCCCAAAAUUUCAGAUUCCAACAAUUAGCAGGAUUCUCUGUUUGAUGUUUCUCCUGUGUUGAAUUGUCAAUGCCAGUAAACAAAUGUUUCUAUUGGUUUAAACAUGGAGCUUGAUUUUUGAGGAUUGUCA